Oryctolagus cuniculus (rabbit) is the source of this 3067-nucleotide messenger RNA. The record is from RefSeq and is a predicted model, not a curated record. Lineage: Eukaryota; Metazoa; Chordata; Mammalia; Lagomorpha; Leporidae.
CUCAGUUCCUUCUAAUGCCACGCCCAGGCUCUUUGGCCACUGGUUCAGACUCCCUCUGUGCUGUAAUCAUUAACUCCUGCAGGAAGCCCACGAGACAGACAAGUAUCAGAGUUUCUGCCUCUUGCCAACCCAGGGGCAGUAUCUGCUGAAAUCCCGAGAUGGAGAGAAGUAAGGAAGGAGAUGGCGAUGGGGGGGUGGCAGGGCAACAGCCAGGCCAUGGGGCCCCGGGGCUGGCGAUGAGAAGGGAGAUUGGUCUGUGGAGCGCUGUGUCCUUGAUCGUCGGCUGUAUGAUCGGCUCGGGCAUCUUCAUGUCCCCGCAGGGGGUCCUGGUCCACAUGGGCAGCCCUGGGGCCAGUCUGGUGGUCUGGGCAGCGUGUGGCCUCCUGGUCAUGCUGGGUGCUCUGUGUUAUGCCGAGCUGGGCGCCCUGAUCCCCGAGUCUGGUGGGGAGUAUGUAUACAUCCUGCGCACCUUUGGCUCCCUGCCGGCUUUCCUGGACGUCUACACGCUGGUGCUGGUAGGCAGGCCAGCCGCCAUCAGCGCUAUCUCCCUGAGCUUUGCUGAGUAUUCACUUGCUCCCUUUUACCCCGGCUGCGCCUCACUGCCCCAGGCAGUGCUCAAGAUCGUGGCAGCCGCCUGCAUCCUGCUGCUGAUGCUGGUCAACUGCUGGAGCUCAAGGCUGGCCACCAGGCUGAUGAACGUGUGCACGGCGGCCAAAGUGCUCUCCUUGCUGGUCAUCGUGGUGGGCGGGGCCGCGGCUCUGGGCCAGGGCCGCAGCCGCAGGGAAGCCCUUCUGUCUGCCUUCCAAAACACAACCCAGCAGGCGGGGCGCAUCGGCAUGGCCUUCUACCAGGGCCUGUGGUCCUUCGACGGCUGGAGCAACAUCAACUGUGUGACGGAGGAGCUCAAGAAUCCACACAAGAACCUGGUGUGGGCAUUGAUCAUCGCCAUCCCCAUGGUCACCGGCCUGUACAUCCUGGCCAACAUCAGCUACCUGCUGGUGCUGUCACCCAGGGAGAUCCUUUCGUCUGAUGCUAUGGCUGCGAGCUGGGGGAACCAGAUUCUGGGGUCCUGGGCCUGGCUGGUGCCCUUGGCUGUAGCCAUCUCCACAUUCGGGUCUGUCAAUGGGGCGUUCUUCAGCGGAAGCCGUGUGUGCUACGUGGCUGCGAGAGAGGGCCACCUGCCCCGAGUUCUCUCCAUGGUUCACGUGCACCGCCUCACACCGUCUCCAGCCCUGAUGUUCACCACGGCCGUGGCUUUGGUGCUUAUCAUCCCAGGAAACUUCAGCAGCAUUGUGACCUUCUUGAGCCUCCUCUCCUGGCUCAUCUACGGAACCACCAUUAGCUGCCUCCUGUAUUUGCGGAUGAAGCGGAAGAAUCUUCCCAGACCUUACAAGGUUCCCACCCUCAUCCCUGCCAUCAUGCUCCUGGCUUCUCUCUACCUGGUGCUGGCACCCAUCAUCGACCACCCCCAGAUGGAGUUCCUGUACAUCUUCCUCUUCCUGCUCAGUGGCUUCCUGGUGUAUUUCCUGUUCGUCUACUUCCAGUGGCAGCCCAGGUGUUUGCAGACGGCUACCCUGCAUCUCCAGCUGCUCAUGGAAGUUGCUCCAACCACUAAAAAUAUGGACUGAAGGACAGGAUGAGGUCGUCAUUGCUCUUUUUGCUGAAAAACCCCUUGUCCUCACACAGGUCUUGCUAGAAGUUUUGGGUAAACCACCCAGGACACACACACCCUCCCUGCCCCUGCCUUCUCACAACACAGCCAUGCUGGGGUCACAUGACCACCUCUCUGGGUACAAAUAUCUGCUAGCUACUUGUAACCUAGGUGGGUGCCAUGGAGUAAGUUCCCUCCUUUGGGAUGAGAAUUCUAGGGUAGUGCUCUGCCUCUGAUGGUAGCUUGAGCAGAGGCAUCACAGAUUUUGUGGGCUAUUACGGGGCUGUCUAUCAUGCAACAGAGAAAUAGAGAAAGGCAUUGUGGAGAGAAUGAUAAAGGUUAUGGUUUGAAUAUGGUUUGUUCUCAGCAAAACUCACAUUGUGAACUGGUUCCCAAUGUAAUGGUGAUGAGAGGUGCUGGGAUCUUUAAGGAGGCUGGUGCUGUGGCGUAGUGGGCAAAGUCACUGCCUGCAGUGCCGGCAUCCCAUAUGGGCACUGGUUCAAGUCCUGGCUGCUCCAAUUCUGAUCCAGCUCCCUGCUAAUGAGCCUGGGAAAAGGAUCGGAAGAUGGCCCACAUGUUUUGGCCCUGCAUCCACCCGCAUGGGAGACCCGGAAGAAGCUCCUGGCUCCUGGCUUCGGAUUGGCGCAGCUCCGGCCGUUGCGGCCAGUUGGGGGAGUGAACCAGUAGAUGGAAGACCUCUCUUUCUCUCUCUCUUUGCCUUUUCCUUCUCUCUGUGUAACUCUGACUUUCAAGUAAAUAAAUAAAUAUUAAGAAAAAAAGAAGGUGAUGGGCACUGCUGCCAUGAAGGAACUAGUGUCUUUUUUGAGAGGUUGGGUUAGUUCUCUCCAGAGCAGGUUGUUCUCUGCGUCUUUCACACACGCCCUUUCUGCGAGCACGCACGUGCCCUUUCUGCUUAUGCAAUAUGAUGUCAUGCAGCACGAGGCGCCCGCCAGAAACUGAGCUGCUGACAGUGCCGGGCUUCUGGACACACAGAAGGAAGAACCGAAAUAAAGCUUCCUUUGUAAAGUGUCCAGCCUUAGGUACUUUUGUUCUAGCGACAGACAAAGAUACACAGUGAGAUGCUGAGAGAUGAGAAGGUGCUUCGAAGAGUUUGUGGAAACUGGCAUUAAAAGUUCAGUCUGGGGCUGGCGCGGUGGCGCAGCAGGCUAAGCUGCAGCUUGCAAUGCCUGUGUCCCGUUCUGGAGCGUCAGUCUGAGACCGGCCGCUCUGCCCUUCUGAACUGGCUUCUGCUCACUGUGCCUGGGAAGGCAGCGAAUGAUGGCUCCUGGGCUUGGGCUCCUGCACCCACGUGGGAAACCAGGAGAGAGUUCCUGACUUCUGGCUUUGGCCUGGCCCAGCCUUGGCCACUGGGGCCAUUUAAGGAGGGAACCAGUGGAUGGUUCUCUCUUUUUUUUU